AUGAACGUAAACGUUGCACCUGGAAGCUGGCAGACGGAUGGAAUUUAUAUUUUACCAAUAAUUUGCAAAAUGGUUUGAUUGCAGGCAAACAUUUUAGAAAUUGCAUGACACGGAAGGAUGGAGAACGUUCAGAAUCUUCCCAUUGACAUACAAACCAGCAAACUCCUGGACUGGCUGGUGGACCGGCGGCACUGUAGCCUGAAGUGGCAGACCGCAGUGACGGCCAUUCGUGAGAAGAUCAACACUGCCAUCCAGGACAUGCCCGAGAAUGAGGAGAUCAAGCAGCUGCUAUCUGGAUCUUUCAUCCACUAUUUCCACUGUCUGCGGAUUGUUGAGAUCCUGAAGGGCACAGAGGCCUCCUCAAAGAAUAUAUUCGGCAGGUAUUCCUCACAGAGGAUGAAGGACUGGCAAGAAAUAGUGUCCCUGUAUGAAAAAGACAAUGCCUACCUUGCGGAGGUUGCCAGCAUCCUGGUGCGCAGUGUGAGCUAUGAGGGUCCAGCCCUGCGCAGGCAGGUGGCCAAGGCGCAGCAGCUGCAGCAGGAGCUGAGUCGACGGGAGCUGGAGUGCCAGAGCAGGGCGGCGGACAUGAGAGAGCGAUUCUACGCCUCCUGCAAGCAGUACGGAAUCAAGGGUGAGAACGUGGCACGGGAGCUGCAGGCGCUGGUGAAGGACAUGCCCACUGUGCUGGGGGAACUGGGGAAGGAGGCAGCCAGCCUGGAGGAGCCCAUCCAGCUGUACGGUGCCUUCACCAGCUUCGUCUGCGACUGGUCUGAGCCUGUAUUACCCAUGCUGACCUUCGCCCAGCAGAAGGGGAACACAACGGUCUAUGAGUGGCGGGUGGGCAGCCCUCCCGCUGUCGUCGAAAGGCCCAUAGUGGAGGAGGCACCCUCAGACACCGUCACCGAGGACACGAUCGACUGGGGGGACAGCGGGGAGGGUGCAGGAGGUGUGCAGGAUUUUGGGAUAGUGGUGGAGGAUGGUGUGGACUGGGGCAUCAGCCUCGAGCCCAGCACAGAGGAGGCUAGCUCAGAUGGCAUUGACUGGGGAGAGGUUGAUGCUGCACCUGUGGAGAUUGAAGUUGUGGACGUGGGCACUGAUUGCCCGGAGGGUGUGGCCCGGGGGGAGGACGCCCUCUCUUUGCUGGAGAACCCCCAGACGCGAGGCCAGUUCAUCGAUGAGCUCAUGGAGCUGGAGGUGUUCCUGUGCCAGAGGCUGAGCGAGAUGGCUGAGGAGGGAGACGUGGUGGCCAUGAGCCAGUUCCACCUGGCGCCCACAGUCAUCCAGGCGCAGACGCGGGAGCGGGUGGAGGGCAUGCUGAAAGCAGUGCGCUCCCUGCUGGACCGGCUGACCAACAUGCGCAUGCAGCACCUCUUCAUGAUCCAGGCCUCGCCACGGUAUGUGGAGCGGGUGUCGGAAGUCCUGAGGCAGAAGCUGAAGCAGGCUGACAUUCUGGUGCUGAAGCAGGCCACGCUAGUGGAGCGCCGGCAGGAAGCCCUGGAGGAGCAGGCCAAGCUGGAGCCUCGCAUCGACCUGCUGGCCGUCCGCACGCACAACCUGCAGAGAAUGAUUGAAUCUGACAUCUCCAAGCGCUACAACAACAGGCCUGUAAACCUGAUGGGCGUCAACAUCUGAGCACCGGAGACUCCCUCACACCCAGCGCCACGGCCCCACCAGCUCCCGGCUGCCAUCUCUUUCCCAUGAAUAAAUUAUUGUAAUUUUGAUAUCAAGGUUUUGUGAAAUGUGUUCAAUUGAUUAGCCCUGCGCAGAGUUCCGCCCCACACAUAUCUCCCUUGCUAGAAGCCUCUACCCCUAUUUUUUUGCUGUGAAGAUGACCUGGUUGUGUUUCACUACUCUGGUUAUGUUUUUGUCUCCUGAUUUGGUCUGGGCAAUAUACGUUCCCUGUGUCUCCUUUUGUGAUCAGCCUGCCAAAACACAGGUUUUAAACAUUUUGAUGUACAAUAACCUGACAGCUGACACAGGGAACGAAACUGGCACAAACAGGAUUUUUGAACAAGCACGCGCUGUAGUAAGCACAGUUUCCUUGUCAGUUGAGCUAGCAUCAAAAACGCAGCGAGUAGGUAAAAUGAGCGCAUGUUCCUGUGAUCUUUUCCUUUAUUGGCAUUCUCAUGAGUUUGCCACAGGUGCAGCGUGGUGUGAUAAUCAGCAGCUGCUUAGAUGCAGCACUCUGAAGCAUGCUGUUGCCUGGGAAGAAACUCGUCAAUGUGCUUGCGACCAACAGCAGUGUUUGUUCUGCCAAAAGAUGCCCUGAGCACUUCUGACCACAUUAAGCAUUUACACCCCGUGGGGGGGCUAUGACAAGUGUUCGUUAACCCCCCAUGCCGUGCGGCUCUCCCCAGGCAGUCAUGUGGUCAGUUCCCCCUGCAUAGGCACAAUGCCACCCGUGCUUCCCCAGUAUUCCUGCCAGGGGCAGGAAGGGAGCUGAGGCGGCAGUAGGACAUUAGUGGCAAUACAUACAGCUGAAAUCGGCUCAUCUCCAUAAAUCCCUUCGCGUCCUAAUGUGCUGUUGAAGACUCCUCCGCAGUUGGUCCCCAGCUCCUUAGUCAUCACUGCUGUUUUUUCUGCACUUUUGUUUUUGAAGCGUUCUUGCCAGAAAGCCUUCCCUGUCCUUUCAAGGUGGAUAUGUUGCCAGAGGUGUGUAAUAUCUAAUACAGCUGCUUAUUGCUGAUGCCCCCGCCCCUUUCCACAACAUUACAUGAUAUUGGAAUGACUCAGGACAACUGCUGCUUUGGUUUGAGGCAACAGUUGGGGCCUGGUGCUUUACCAUGCCACUGGGGGCUUGAAAUGGGAAAUAAACAUUCUAACAUGAAAAUAAAUGACAGUGAUUCAAAUGUCAGAAUUAGACUUAACAUUUGUUAGGCUUGCAGUUUGCUGUGAGUCUAAUAACAGGGUCCUGUGUAAAUAAACAUCCAACUACUAUCUUAACAAUAGCUGGUCAGUUCCAUGAAUGUCAUUUCAAACUAGCUCACUGUCAGUGUCAUGAAUGGUAUUUAAAAACAAAGUGUGUGAGAGCAGAACAGUGAGUGAUAUGUAGCU
Molecule: messenger RNA, 3054 nt
Organism: Megalops cyprinoides (Indo-Pacific tarpon)
Lineage: Eukaryota; Metazoa; Chordata; Actinopteri; Elopiformes; Megalopidae
Gene: cdk5rap3
Product: CDK5 regulatory subunit associated protein 3
Exons: 14
Coding region: 118-1632 (504 amino acids)
Biological process (GO): regulation of cyclin-dependent protein serine/threonine kinase activity; regulation of mitotic cell cycle
Cellular component (GO): endomembrane system
Source: RefSeq, a predicted model, not a curated record